GUGGAAAAGAGUGGGGGCCCGAGCGCCGCGGACCUCUCUCCCUACGUCACUUCCGCUUCCUUCUCCGCAGGGCGGGUAAUUCGAAAGUCUUUUGCAGCGAGUGGCCUUCCCCGUUGGCGCGCGCCCGGGGCGGCGGCGCUGGAGGAGCUCAAGACCGAGCUUAGUUAUGUCUGGGAGGCGAACGCGGUCUGGAGGAGCCGCUCAGCGCUCCGGGCCAAGGGCCCCAUCUCCUACUAAGCCUCUGCGGAGGUCCCAGCGGAAAUCAGGCUCUGAACUCCCGAGCAUCCUCCCUGAAAUCUGGCCGAAGACACCCAGUGCGGCUGCAAUCAGAAAGCCCAUCGUUUUAAAGAGGAUCGUGGCCCAUGCUGUAGAGGUCCCAGCUGUCCAGUCACCUCGCAGGAGCCCUAGGAUUGCCUUUCUCUUGGAGAAAGAAAACGAGCCCCCUGGCAGGGAGCUUACUAAAGAGGACCUUUUCAAGACACACAGCAUCCCUGCCACCCCCACCACCACUCCUGUGCCCAACCCUGAUGCCGAGUCCAGCUCCACGGAAGGAGAGCUGGACGCCAGAGACUUGGAAAUGUCUAAGAAAGUCAGGCGUUCCUACAGCCGGCUGGAGACCCUGGGCUCUGCCUCCACCUCCACCCCAGGCCGCCGGUCCUGCUUUGGCUUCGAGGGGCUGCUGGGGGCAGAAGACUUGUCCGGAGUCUCACCAGUGGUGUGCUCCAAAUUCACUGAGGUCCCCAGAGUCUGUGCAAAGCCCUGGGCCCCAGACAUGACUCUCCCUGGAAUCUCCCCACCACCCGAGAAACAGAAACGUAAGAAGAAGAAGAUGCCAGAGAUCUUGAAAACAGAGCUGGAUGAGUGGGCGGCGGCCAUGAACGCGGAGUUUGAAGCUGCUGAGCAGUUUGAUCUCCUGGUUGAAUGAGAUGCAGUGGGGGGUGCACCUGGCCAGACUCUCCCUCCUGUCCUGUACAUAGCCCCCUCCUUGUGGAGGGGACACUUAGGGUCCCCUCCCCUGGUCUUGUUACCUGUGUGUGUGCUGGUGCUGCGCAUGAAGCCUGUCUGCCUUUGAGGGCUUAGGCAGCAGUGGCAGCCAUCUUGGUUUUAGGAAAUGGGGCCGCCUGGCCCAGCCACUCA
Molecule: messenger RNA, 1137 nt
Organism: Chlorocebus sabaeus (green monkey)
Lineage: Eukaryota; Metazoa; Chordata; Mammalia; Primates; Cercopithecidae
Gene: CDCA5
Product: cell division cycle associated 5
Biological process (GO): mitotic sister chromatid cohesion; mitotic metaphase chromosome alignment; double-strand break repair
Cellular component (GO): nucleus
Source: RefSeq, a predicted model, not a curated record